AUGUUUGCAGCAAAUGAUUCUGAAACUGAAAUUUAUUAUGCUUCGGAAUCAUUACCCGAUCUCGACAGUGAGUUAGAGGAAAACACCAUGCAAGACGAAGAUAUAGAGGCAACUAGUGAUGCCGAGGAUCUAUCAAUUAGUCGUCAUUAUACCGAUUUUAAUACAACGAAUAUGGACCUAGAUGGCGAGUAUACUUCCGAAGAUGAAGAACGACGUCCUCGCGUGUCAGCAGCAUAUGGAAUCUUUCAACGUCUCGGAGUUCCAUAUACCGCUCGCCAUCAUCGCAGAUCAUCGUCGCAACGCAUCCGCGGCUUCUCUCCAUUAAGUUCGCGGGUGUCUUUGCGAAGGUCAAAUGCUAUUACACCUUCUUUUCUUUCACAACGUGUAAAGCAUAAUAGCGAACUAGGUUCAAAAACCAUAAAUGGCGUUGGUUCAAAGGAAUUAGGACAAUUUCAUUUACCUGAAUCUAGUUUUUUGCGUGCUGGGAUGACUUUUAAAGGAACACAAAAUUUGAUGAACACACAACCUUCACAGAGCAAUGAAGAAUGGGAAGUCAAAGUGACCGUUCAUUAUGUGAAUUAUAAAACUGGUACGGUCAUUGGGUUAAUGGAAGCUUUAAAUGUACCAUCUAGUUCAAAUACAGUUGUUACAUAUUGGGAGGGAGAGAUGAUUGAUUUUGUCAAUCAUUCACUUUGGACAGACAAAUGGAAUUCUACUCCAGAAAUUGAUCUUCAACAUUGGAAAAAGUUUGAUGCUUUUCGUCACAUGGAUGUCAGAAGUAUACUCAGAGGGACUUCUCGGGAGUGGUUUCAGGAGGCAUGUCAAAAAUACAUAUUUAUGAGAUGGAAAGAACAUUAUUUUGUCAAUGUGACCGCUCAAGAGAGUGGGUUAACUAUUGCCGGUUUUUAUUAUAUCUGUAUCAGGAGAAGUGAUGGAGCUAUCGAAGGUUAUUAUUUUGAUCCAGUAUCUACACCCUAUCAAAAGUUAACCCUCAAACCAUUAUUAGAAGGAAAUGGGGUUUCAUUCU
Messenger RNA from Acaulospora morrowiae, 1027 nucleotides. The record is from the annotation of a GenBank genome assembly. NCBI's taxonomy places the organism in Eukaryota, Fungi, Glomeromycota, Glomeromycetes, Diversisporales, Acaulosporaceae.